UUAGGCACAAAUAAUUCAGUUAGUGAGCUUGGAACCACAUCAUUUAAAAAAAGAAAAGAGAAAGCUUACUUGAGUGUUAUGCCUAGGUAGCCUAUCCUUCAGAAAGAAUUAGGAGAAAGAAUAAAUAUCUAUUUGAGCGCCGAAAGAAAGUGUUUUAUAUAAUAACUAUAGUGAAACACGCAAUGUGAUUGGUCAAUAGCCGUGCAGGAUCAGACAAUCCUGCACGCGUUUUAGACAAUCCUGCACGCGAAAUUUAAUUUUAAUAAAGUUAACCGUUGUUUCACUACAGUUAUUUUAUAAAACAAUUACCAAAUGAUUUUCCGUGCAGGAUUGCGUGAUCCAUGCACUUGGGAUGUUGCUCGACUUUCGGAAAGCGUGAAAAUACACUCGCCUACGGCUCGUGUAUUUUCACGCUUUCCGAAAGUCUCGCAACAUCCCGCGUGCAUGGAUCACGCAAUCCUGCACGGAAAAUCAUUUGGUAUUCCUUUAGUAUUAGUAUAAACUUGACUUAUUCCGAGUAAAAUAUUUUUUCCUGAAUCCUUGGCAAGGAACCUAGUCAUGCCAGCUUUUCAACAAGGAAAAGUGCUUUUGUGUACGGCCGUCAAGGAAAUCCGCGAGGUUGUUUUAAUUACGGCAUAGGCAGUAUAAAGCAUUUGUUUCCCGAUCACUUUGGCAAAUUCUCCCAUUCCAUCCCUCUAUUCCAAAAAAAUCCAUCCAGGUGUUCAUGAAAUAUGAUAGCCCAGUGAUUAUUAAUUAUCAAUUUCUCUUGGUAACUUGGUAACCACUCAGUCGUCUGGAGCAUCAUGGGCAGGCGACAGCAUUGAAUGUUCUGACUUCUGAACACAAAAAUCAAAGGGAAGCAGACUUGAAAAACUAAUACAACCAUGUAUAAAUUGUUGUUUUAUCGCUGGUCAUUGCUAGGACGAUGAUUUUUCUGCCGUGUGAUACAUACGUAUAUCGUCUAUGAGUUUCUAAAUCAGGAGUUGCAUUGCUUUACUGGCAACAGUUUUAUAUGUCACUACGAUCCUAAUUAAUAUCAGGAUAGAAGCGAGUGGUGUGUUGUUUUAUUCUAAUUCUAUGUCAUAGUGCACCAUGGCUAGUCAAAAGAAGAAAGAUAACAAAAUGAGAAUUCGUGCUUUCCCGAUGACCAUGGACGAAAAAUAUGUCGAAGGGAUUUGGAAUUUGUUAAAAAAUGCUAUCCAGGAAAUUCAAAAGAAAAACAACAGUGGGUUGAGUUUCGAAGAGCUGUACAGGAAUGCAUAUACAAUGGUGUUACACAAACAUGGCGAAAGGCUCUACACUGGCCUAAAAAGGGUGGUCACAGAACAUUUGGAACAGAAGGUUCGAAAAGAUGUUGUAGAUUCUCUAAGGAAUAAUUUUUUGGAUGUUCUUAAUCUCGCAUGGAGUGACCACCAAACAUCAAUGGUUAUGAUUCGUGAUAUUCUCAUGUAUAUGGAUCGUGUGUAUGUGCAACAGAAUGGUGUAGAUAAUGUGUACAAUUUAGGCCUAAUAUUAUUCAGAGAUUUGGUUGUUCGUCACGGAAGCAUUCGAGACCAUUUGUGCAAAACAUUACUGACCCUAGUUAGCUGUGAAAGAAAAGGUGAAAUUGUUCAGCGGAUGGCUGUAAAGAAUGCUUGUCAUAUGUUAAUGAACCUUGGUAUUGAUUCAAGAAGUGUUUAUGAGGAAGAUUUCGAGAAGAAAUUUUUAAGCGAGUCUGCUGAGUUUUAUAGGGUGGAGGGGCAAAAAUUUUUGACGGAAAACAGUGCUUCUGUGUACAUAGAAAAGGUGGAAAAACGUCUUAAUGAAGAAUCUGAGCGUGCGAAACAUUACCUUGAUCCAAGCACGGAGAAACCCAUUACGGAGGUUCUAGAAGAUGAGUUAAUUGCCAAGCAUAUGAAAACCGUGGUCGAGAUGGAAAAUUCAGGAGUUGUUCAUAUGUUAAAGCAUAACAAAACGGAAGACUUGGCUCGAAUGUUCCGGCUGUUUCAACGAGUAAAACAUGGUCUUCAAGCAGUUUGUGAAUGUCUACGGACCUAUUUACGUGAACAGGGUGUUGCCUUGGUGAAAGAAGAAGAGACGGGAGACUCUGGAAAGAAUGCUAUUACUUAUGUACAGGCUCUACUAGAUUUAAAAGAUCGGUUCGAUCAUUUUUUACAAGAAUCUUUUAAUGGAGACAAGGUCUUCAAGCAGGCUAUUUCAUCCGAAUUUGAAUAUUUUUUAAACCUAAAUGAAAAAUCACCAGAGUAUCUAUCGUUAUUCAUAGAUGAUAAACUAAAGAAAGGAGUAAAAGGGUUAUCGGAGCAAGAAAUUGAAGUUGUACUAGACAAGUGCAUGGUACUUUUCAGAUAUAUACAAGAAAAGGAUGUGUUUGAGAGGUAUUACAAACAUCACUUAGCUAAAAGACUGCUUUUGAAUAAAAGUGUAUCUGAUGAUGCUGAGAAAAACAUGAUCUCGAAACUCAAGACAGAAUGUGGGUGUCAGUUUACAUCAAAACUGGAGGGAAUGUUUAAGGAUAUUACCUUAUCGAAUACGACUAUGGACGAAUUCAAACAACACAUCAUCACUAAAAAUAUCGAUUUGCGAGGAGUAGAUUUGAACGUGAGAAUUUUAACAACCGGAUUUUGGCCAACUCAACCCGCACCACAAAAUUGUUCAAUACCUGUGCAGACAGAGUAUGCAUUUGCUUGUUUUAGAAGGUUUUAUUUGGGAUGCCAUAGUGGAAGACAAUUAACUCUUCAACCACAAAUGGGUUCUGCUGACUUGAAUGCUGUAUUCUUUGGCUCAAAGAAGGACGAUGGGGCUGCCAAUAUGCAUAAGCACAUAAUCCAGGUGUCAACUUACCAGAUGUGCAUCUUGAUGUUAUUCAACAAAAAGGAUACGUUUUCUUGUGAGGAGAUCUCUAGUGAAACAGAUGUUCCUGAACGAGAUUUACAUCGGGCUUUACAAUCGCUGGCUUGUGGCAAGGCAGCACAACGCGUUUUGUUGAAAGAACCAAAAUCCAGAGAUAUUGAACCAAUGCAUAAGUUUCGAGUUAAUGACUCAUUUACAUCCAGACUGCACCGAGUAAAAAUACAGACAGUUGCUGCAAAAGGUGAAGGUGAACCGGAACGGAAAGAAACUCGCUGUAAAGUUGAAGAUGAUCGUAAGCAUGAAGUUGAAGCUGCAAUAGUUCGUAUUAUGAAAGCUCGCAAAAAACGUCCACACAAUCUUCUAGUGGCUGAGGUCACAGAACAAUUGAAAUCUCGGUUUAUGCCUAGUCCUCAAGUUAUAAAGAAAAGAAUUGAAGGGCUGAUCGAACGAGAAUAUUUAGCAAGAACACAAGAAGAUAGAAAAGUUUAUGUUUAUGUUGCAUAAAUCAGCUUCAUGAGGAUGUCGAGCUUCUGAAAUAAACAACUAUGUUGAAUGUCGAUGUUUGAAACUCGCCAGUGGUGCACAUUUUUAGAAGCAAGGAAAAACUUGAAAAGUCAGACAUUUUUGGAAAAAUAAUUCUUGAUUCAUUCUGGAUUCCCUGGCAUAUAACAAUUAUUUCAGGGGAGGAGGUCGACAAAAACCAUACAUUAUUGUAAAUUGCCGACUUCGCUUGAAAGUAUGUUCACCAUGACAUUUUCAACUUCCUUUGUGAUGCUUUCUGUUGGUAUUUGUAUUCUUGAAAGAUAGAUUAUGCUGUGUGGCAAUUGCUUUCGCAAGAUUGAUUUUAGGGAGUAGGCACAAUGUAAAUUAAAUUGUAUAUUAAAAGAGAAUGCAGCUGAAAUUGUUAGAAAAUGGGUGCAUAAAUUUUGCUCUUCGGUGCUCUCCCUCUGUUCUAUAAAGAUAAAAUUGGGACGAUACAUUAAAAUAAUGAAUAAUUAUCGCUUUUUCUUGUUUUUUAAAUUGUAUUUGUGCAAGUAGAUUAAUUAUAGUAAGUAUCCCUUUAUAGUAAGUGUCCAUGACAAAUAGAGACCUUAUGAGUGAAAACAAAGCAUGCAUGUUCCUGGUUGGCCGACUGGGCGCAGUGGCGUCGACGCAGACUGUAUAAAGUUUAUCCAAUCAGAUUAUCCUGAAUAAUUGAGAAAGUGAGAAUUCGUUAAAAGUGGUGAGGGGAUCCUGCAUGAUGUAUCUUGUCUAUCUCUACUCUCCACCAGUUAGGAACAAAGGCGUUACGCAAGAAACAGUUUUUUUUAUUUUCAGUCAGCAAAAAAAUAUUUUUGAGGAUUCAGUUGCUAUAUUACGGGUGAAGUGUAUAAAUACAAAUAAAUAAAAAAUGAACAACCUGUUAAAAAAUUGUAUCCAUAAUUCCAUUUUAGCUACUUGCCAAAUUUAUUAACUUGCCAAAUUUCAAGAGGCAAAAAAGCCGAGUUGAUUACUUUGUGAUUACUGUGAUAUUAAUUAUUUUUAGAGUAACAUUAAGGGUACACCACAAAAAAUUUGCUUUUUAUUUGGAUAGCAUUAAGAUCUAUGGUUUUUAUAAGACUAAACAAGUUAUUCUGAGCACUGACCUAUAUUAGAUGGACUGAGCGCUCGAGGCCUAAAUGUCUCCCCUCCAUUGCCUACGUCAUAUAGGUCCACGCGUCGAUGAAAAUUACCGCAGACUGAUAUUUGUUUUAGUUUGUAGGCGGGUCAACAUUUUUAGAAAGAAAGAAAUAUAUUACUUCAGAUAUCCGAGGGAUACUUUUCAAAAUGGAAAUACAAUGUUUGAAUAAGUUUUAUUAUAUGUGUAUAGAGAUUUAUGCACA
This is a messenger RNA of Dendronephthya gigantea, 4712 nucleotides long. RefSeq names its product cullin-3-A-like. The record is from RefSeq and is a predicted model, not a curated record. The coding region runs from base 1093 to 3354 and encodes 753 amino acids. Gene Ontology annotation, biological process: ubiquitin-dependent protein catabolic process; protein ubiquitination. The transcript is spliced from 27 exons. Gene Ontology annotation, cellular component: Cul3-RING ubiquitin ligase complex. NCBI's taxonomy places the organism in Eukaryota, Metazoa, Cnidaria, Anthozoa, Malacalcyonacea, Nephtheidae. Gene Ontology annotation, molecular function: ubiquitin protein ligase binding.